GCGUGAAGUGUGUUGAUCUUUAUGACCCGAGAACUUCAAGAACCAAACUCUCGAGAAGGUCCUCUCCACCUCCAGCAGGGGGCAGUGCCGAACCUCCACAGCGCUGCGCUCCGCAUCAGACCCCAACAGAAGAAGAACUAAGACCCCAACAGACGACGUAGAAGAAGACUAGUCGUUGCACCGAGAUCCAAGGUACAGACGGUCUUUAGCGUUUGUUCCGUUACAGACAGUGAUCAUGAGUGUCUGUCGGGAGUGGGAGAUCUUCAUCCCGGAGGAGGCGGUGGUGCAGAACAUGCCUCUGCAGAGUUUACCCCUCUCUGUGCUGAAGAGGAUGAGACUGCCCCUCCCAGACAUGGACCCCUCCAGGAGACCCACUGAUUUGCCCACCGUCACGUGGAUCUGCCCGGCGUUCGUCUGCAAAAAAGGCCUGACGUCAGCCCCCCCCAUCAGGAGUGUUUGGGCAGAGGGUGUGCGUACGUUGAAGCAGUGUGGAUCAAGGUCGGCCCCCCUAAAGAUGUCCUUCAAGUCCUCCAACCGGGUCGCUUUUGAGGUGCUGAAGCUGAAGGACGUUUCAGACAAAUGCCACACCCGCCCCCUCCCUCAGGGUACCCCCCCCCCCACCACCAACCAGACCGCCCUGGUCAUCUUCCGUGGGCAGAUCUACCUGUGCAUCAGAAAGUCUGAGCUGGGCCAGAAGCAGCAGAGGAGCAGCUCAACCUCUCCAUCGCUGUCAGCCGACAGCCCAGAGACGGAGAAUGUGACGGAGUCCAGGUGCCAAACCAAAGCCUCCCCGGGGGAGGUCUGGUCCCCCCGGAAGGAGAGUUGCAGCGCUCUCAGGAGGGAGAGGGGUUCCCCUGACGCCUUCAGUGUGAAGCGGAUCCGGAUGGAGCAGGCGGGUCUGGAGGGUGGUGCUGUUCAGGAGACUCUGGCAGGUGAAGCUAGCGGCUCCUCCUCAGGGUAUGAUGUCUUUAGCAAGCAGACGGAUGAGGACGCCGUCUAUAAAGAGCUGGAGGAAGAGGAGGAGAUUGCUCAGCUGAAGGCCCGCUUGCAGAAGGAGGACGACGCUCUCAACAACCUGCUGUCUGGACCCUGAACUGGGAUCAGAACCUGCUUCUUCCAGUGUCCUCCAGAGGUUUGGCCUGUUCUGGUUCAGUUGAGGAAUCUUUUUCUGCUGCAGCUGCUGUGGCGGCAGUGAUGACCUCUGAACUCUACACAUCUGCAAAUGAGGGACGUUCUCCUCUUUACGCUCUCAAGAACCUCAUUUUCGUGCUGUGGGUGUGUUUGUAGCAAAUCAAAUUACGUUUAUUUAACAUGACCGCAGUCAAGCAAACAGGCGCACAUUAAAACAUUGAAAACUACUAAAAGGUUAGAACAAUUAAAAAGGAAAAUAAUCAAAUAAGUGACAGUAAAAAAACAAGCACGGGUGGAACUAAAGGAAAGACGCCAGCAGAGCAGAGUUAUGUGCUGUCAAGUCUGCUUAAAAAGUGACUUUUUAGAUGUGUAUGUUCAUGUGUGUUACGUGUCAAUAAAUGCAUGUUAGCCUGACUGCAGCUGAGGACCAUAAAGGUCCGUGUUCAGUUCAGAUGUUUAAAAGGCUAUUUUAAAUGAUCUUCUUUUAAAUAUCAAUAAAAACAUUUCCUUGGAAGAUUCAAGGAUAAACUUUGUGAAAAUCUGUACAUUUAUGUCCAGCUCCUGUUCCUUCAAAAAAACUUAGAUUAAAUGUUUUAAAAUGUUUUAAAGUUGACUUCAAGUCUUAUUUAUGUAUUCAAACAUUCAAAUACUUAAAGAUCAGAUUUCUAUAAAGUCUGCUUUACUGAUGCUGAUUUUCAAACCUUCUUUUUAAAAUGUUAUUUUUGUUGUGUGGCCACCAUAAUGGGAAUCAAAAGUGCUCAAAGGUUCUGGAAAACCUUCAAAACUGACCCUAAAAGUGCUUGAGGUGACAUGGAUCAUUAUUUUCUCUUCUUCUGCCCUCUGGAUCUCUGGAUUUUGGCCGCCAGGGGGCAGCAGACCUGAACUUCAGUGUCAGAGGUCAGUUUUUUGAUACAUGGAGGAAAACUGAUAAGACUGAAGAUACUGUAAAAAAAAACCAUCUUUGACAUUUACAUAUAAUAAAACUAUACAAUCUGCCUUCUAGAUUGGUGGUUGGGAAUGAUUACAUAAGACAUUUGUGUUGAGUAGAUGUCUUUGUUAUAACGAUGCUUCUUGGCAAUAAAAGUUACGUUUGGAAAGCC
This is a messenger RNA of Oryzias latipes (Japanese medaka), 2231 nucleotides long. NCBI's taxonomy places the organism in Eukaryota, Metazoa, Chordata, Actinopteri, Beloniformes, Adrianichthyidae. The record is from RefSeq and is a predicted model, not a curated record.